This is a messenger RNA of Aspergillus aculeatus ATCC 16872, 1140 nucleotides long. Its product is annotated as 3-isopropylmalate dehydrogenase. Gene Ontology annotation, cellular component: cytosol. The coding region runs from base 1 to 1140 and encodes 379 amino acids. Gene Ontology annotation, molecular function: 3-isopropylmalate dehydrogenase activity; NAD binding; magnesium ion binding. Lineage: Eukaryota; Fungi; Ascomycota; Eurotiomycetes; Eurotiales; Aspergillaceae. Gene Ontology annotation, biological process: L-leucine biosynthetic process. The record is from RefSeq and is a predicted model, not a curated record. The transcript is spliced from 5 exons.
AUGGUCAAGACGCAUGAUAUCGUCGUGUUCUCAGGCGACUACGGGGGUCCCGAGGUGAUGGCAGAAGGCCUGAAGGUACUGACUGAUAGUGAACUACCUCAGGUUCUAGGAGAGAUCCAGAGGCAAUACCAAACGAGGGUCACACUGAACCUCAAACAUCAUCUUCUCGGCGGAGUAUCCUUUGAUGCGUAUGGCACCCCUGUAACUGAGGAGGCUCUCCAACAUGCGCAGAACGCAUCAGCGGUCCUUCUAGGCGCCGUGGGUGGUCCGGCAUGGCAAGGGAGUCCGAUUCCUGUCGAGUCCGGACUAGGGAGACUACGCAAAGCCAUGGACGCGUUUGGCAACCUGCGACCGAUCAACUUCAUCGCUCCCGCCUUGAUCGAGUCGUCCAGUCUAAAGGAGCGCGUGUGCCGGGGCGCGGAUCUCCUCAUCGUUCGCGAGCUCAGCGGCGGCAUCUACUACGGGGAUCGUCAGGAACAUGAUGGGACCUUCAACGCAGCCUCAGACCUCGACCACUAUGACCGGCACGCCAUCGAGCGGGUCACACGGCUGGCUGCGCGACUGGCCCGCGCGACAGAUCCCCCCUUGCCCAUCACGAGCCUGGACAAGGCCAAUCUGCUGGCUGCCUGUGGUCGACUCUGGCGCGGCGUCGUGGAGCAGACCAUCCGCACCGAGUUCCCUGACCUGACUCUGCGGCAUAUGCUCAUCGAUACGGCGGCCAUGACCCUGGCGUGCCGGCCAACGACGUUGAAUGGCAUCGUCUUGACAAGUAACAUGUUUGGCGACAUUGUGAGCGACGAAGCCAGCGCCAUCCCCGGCAGUUUGGGGCUGCUUCCUAGUGCGAGUCUCUGUGCGAUUCCUGACCCCGAUGGUGGCGAUGGAGUGCGCGGCAUCUACGAGCCUGUUCACGGAUCCGCCCCCGACAUUGCGGGUAAAGGUAUCAUUAACCCGACGGGUAUGAUCCUGUCGGUCGCCAUGAUGCUUCGCUACUCCCUUGAGAUGCCGGACGCAGCUGAGGCUGUGGAAACAGCUGUCAAGGAGGUCAUUGAACGAGGUUGCCGGACAAGAGAUGUCGGUGGUACGGCUUCCACGACGGAGUUCGGCGACGCAGUCGUUGCGUAUUUGAAGGAUCAUGCGUGA